UGGGUGUUAUUUGUUAUUUUAUUUUUUUAGCAUUUUGUGGUUGGAAUUGGUACGACCACGAUUUACGACACUUCUUGUGAAUUGACGGUAGGACAAGGAGAAGAGCCGGAAAGCGUUGUGUUUUGGACCGGAGGAGGUCAUUAGAAAGUGAGGAGUAAGUACGUUCUGGCUCUCGGGGUACACGGAAACUCUGUGCCAGCGUAUUUUCUAAUGCUGGUGUAAGGCAAAUCCAUUAUUCAACAGCCUCGUGUAGUAUUUCAACCUCUACGAAAUGCUUCGUCUGAUCCUGCGGCUCAGGCCGUCCACCGGCCGCUCCUGUCCCCGUGCCCUCCCGGCUGGGCCUGCUGCGCUCGGCUCCCGCUCCGUGCCGGGAACCGGCGCCCUGAGGCGGCUUCACAGCGGAGCGGGUUCCCGAACCACGUCCCUGAGCUCUGGCUACACCCACAGAGCGACUCUGCUGCGGUGCUCCCAGCUGGCGGGGGGCUGUCAAAGCAAGCGUUUCUACAGCCUGCCGCCGCACCAGAAGGUGGAGCUUCCUGCCCUCUCACCCACCAUGCAGACGGGGACAAUCGCUCGCUGGGAGAAAAAGGAGGGGGAUAAAAUUAGUGAGGGCGAUCUUAUCGCUGAGGUAGAGACGGACAAAGCCACAGUCGGUUUUGAGCUGCUGGAGGAGUGCUAUCUCGCCAAAAUCCUGGUUCCUGAAGGAACCAGAGAUGUGGGUGUUGGAGCAAUAAUCUGCAUCACAGUUGACAGCCCAGACUUAAUCGGAGCCUUUAAGGAUGUGACACUGGACUCUUUUAAAUCCGCUGGUGCGGCUCCUUCACCUGCUGCCUCCGCUCCUCCUCCUCCUGCAGCUGGCGCUCCCCCCGCCGCUGCCCCGGGCAGCUCUUACCCAACACACAUGAAGGCAAGCGCGCUCUUGCAUGGAAACACCUCCAUGUGUCGAGUCACACUUCCAGCCCUAUCUCCCACCAUGACGAUGGGAACGGUGCAGCGCUGGGAGAAGAAGGUCGGAGAGAAGCUCGGUGAAGGAGACCUGCUGGCUGAGAUAGAAACUGACAAGGCGACUAUCGGCUUUGAGGUGCAGGAGGAGGGGUAUUUGGCUAAAAUCCUGGUGGCAGAGGGAACACGGGAUGUUCCUCUGGGAGCGCCGCUCUGCAUCAUCGUAGAAAAAGAAAGUGACAUCGCUGCCUUCAAGGAUUACGCUGCAGCUCCAGCUGCUGCAGUUCCAGCUGCUGCAGCUGCCAGCUCCGCCCCGGCAGCUGCUGCCCCGGCAGCAUCCAGGAAAGGCCGCGUCUUCGCCAGCCCGCUUGCCAAGAAACUGGCCUCCGAGAAGGGCAUCGACCUGGCACAAGUCAGCGGUUCUGGUCCUGACGGACGCAUCACGCGCAAAGAUGUAGAGAGCUUUGUUCCACCUAAGGCUGCACCAGCUGCAGCCGCUGCCCCCGCCCCAGCGGCCGCCCCCCCCACACCCGCCGCAGCUCCUGCUGCUCCUGCCGGCACCUUCACCGACAUCCCCAUCAGCAACAUCCGCAAGGUGAGUCCCCGAUGGCGUCCCCGCCGGCCUCUCAUCCAGCACGAUGCCCCGACAGCCCCCCCCCGGACAGGGUUCAAAGCCGGCGUUUGCUCUGCUGCCUCUGGCCCGUGCCGCCCCCUCCUUCCUCUGCAGGUUAUCGCUCAGAGGUUGAUGCAGUCCAAGCAGACCAUCCCCCACUACUAUCUGUCUGUAGAUGUCAACAUGGACCAAGUGAUUGAGCUCAGAAAAGAGCUCAAUGAAGAGGUAAAAGCCCAGAACAUCAAGCUUAGUGUGAAUGACUUUAUCAUCAAAGCCAGCGCCCUGGCCUGCCUCAAGGUUCCUGAGUGCAACUCCUCCUGGAUGGAAACUGUUAUCCGCCAGAAUCACGUGGUGGAUGUGAGCGUAGCGGUGAGCACAGCCAACGGCCUCAUCACGCCCAUCGUGUUCAACGCCCACACCAAAGGCUUGGCCUCCAUCAGCGCCGACGUGUCCGCGCUCGCCGCCAAAGCCAGAGACGGCAAGCUGCAGCCUCACGAGUUCCAGGGAGGAACAUUCACUAUCUCCAAUUUAGGGAUGUUUGGCGUGAAGAACUUCUCAGCGAUCAUCAACCCCCCCCAGGCCUGCAUCCUGGCCGUGGGAGGCUCCGAGAAGCGGCUCCUGCCCGCUGACAACGAGAAAGGGUUCGACGUGGCCAGCGUGAUGUCGGUGACGCUGAGCUGUGACCACCGGGUGGUGGACGGGGCGGUGGGCGCGCAGUGGCUGGCGGAGUUCCGCAAGUUCUUGGAGAAACCCGUCACCAUGCUGUUGUGAUCAGACUGCACUGCCAUCGAAAACAGCAGCUAGCGGCAGAGGCCUCUCACCGAAGAGAUCCGAUUGGUCUGGAUCCUCCUGUGAUUGGCUGGCCUGCCACCAGGUCACUCCCAGUUACCCUGAAGGCGAAGAGGCGGAACUCACUCCAAUACCUUGUCUGCCUGCCUCUCCCUUCUGUCCCCUCACCCUUUCAGACUCAUUUCUAUUUAUUGUGGCCCCAUCUCACGAGAGACCAGAAUUAGGUUUAUUUUGUCCUAGAAUAGAGGCCGGCUCUACAUCGCUUUAACAUCGGUAAUGAUACAAAAAGGGAAGUGUUACCUGUCCAUCCAGCUAACAGGUUUAUCCCAUGCGUUGUGUGCGUGUGUGUGUUCCUACACACUUUAAUCUGUGACUUUGUGUGACAACAGGAAGCGCCGGUUGUUGGUUCCAGUGUCUGUGUCUGUGGGUGGAAUUUAGUUUUUAGGCAGGCAGGAAAAUGGGUCUACAAGGAAGUUAAUGCUGAGGUGCACACUGUCCAGAUCCCUACAUACUCACACACACACACACACACACAUAUAAAAUGGUUAAUUUUCUGUGGGUUAAUGCUUCAGUGUGUAUAUUCUUCACUGUGGAUGAACACAGUGCUGUAUAUUUAUGUAUAUGGAGGUGAGCUGUUUGGUUGAAAUAGCCAAGCACCGUGGAGACCUCACCAACAAAAAGUGUAAAUUCUUGAAUGGUUGCGAACACCUUACAGCCAAAAACUGGUCGGUUUUAUCAAUUCUCUCUCUCAGUCUGUUCUAUUUUUUAGUCUAAAAAAAUGCUCUUAAGUCACAGAUGAAACGCACAAGUCUGGUGCUGGAUGUUUGUGUUGAUGAAAUAAAUUGGGAGAUUACAACCUGUUGCCAUGGGUUCAGUGGUUUUAAAUUGUAACGAGAAGACUUAACAGUGCAGCUCCAGAUACACAAGUCUGAGAAACCACAGACUCCUCCACCAUUUGUAAUCUGUGCUUCUGGUAAACCUCUGUCUCAAUGCUUUGGUCAGCUGUCACUGCUGUUUCAUGCAACCCCCACACAAAUUAAUAAAUACAUGAAAAUGGGA
Messenger RNA from Menidia menidia (Atlantic silverside), 3403 nucleotides. The record is from the annotation of a GenBank genome assembly. Lineage: Eukaryota; Metazoa; Chordata; Actinopteri; Atheriniformes; Atherinopsidae.